AUGGCAUCUACAUCUCAUCCGGAUCCAGAAUCCGGUUUGGCAUCUACCGAGCUUAAGCACAGCACCAUGCACGAGAUGGUGGAGCGCGACUUGCUCGAUGAGCGAUACAAGGUCACCCAGCGCGGCCUCAAGAACCGUCACGUUCAGCUUAUGGCCUUGGGCGGCACCAUCGGGACUGGUCUGUUCGUCGGAUCUGGCCAGGCUCUGCAUAUCGGGGGUCCCCUUUCGCUCUUGUUGGGCUAUAUCUUCAUCUCCGGUCUCGUCUACGCUCUUGUCACUGGCAUCGCGGAAAUCGGUGCCUACAUGCCUGUCCACGGUGGAACGAUGAGCUACCACGGCUUUCGCUACGUCUCUCGCAGUAUGGGCUUCGCGAUGGGAUACUUAUACUGGUACUCGCUGGGCAUUUUAGUUCCUUACGAGGUCGUCGCAGCAUCCAUGGUCAUUGACUACUGGCACCCGAAUGUCAACCUUGCUGUUUGGAUUACGAUCAUGUUGGUGAUUAUCGUGCUCCUCAACUGCCUCCCGGUCGGGGUGUAUGGCGAAACUGAAUUUUGGUUUUCGGGCAUCAAAAUUAUUACCCUUGUCGGGUUGCUUCUCCUCUCGUUCAUUCUCUUCUGGGGCGGAGGUCCGAAUCGUCAACGGCUUGGCUUUCAUUACUGGAAGGACCCUGGGGUCAUGAACACGUACCUGGUGUCUGGUGAUGCUGGUCGGUUCGUCGGACUUCUCCAGUGCAUUGUCAAAUCAGCCAUCGCCUUCAUCUUUGCGCCCGAACUGGUGGUCAUCAGCGGUGGUGAAAUGGAAUCCCCGCGUCGCAACGUUCCGAAGGCCGCUCGUCGGUAUAUCUACCGACUGGUCAUCUUCUAUGUCCUGGGUGCUCUCGCCAUCGGGGUGAUUUGCUCUUCGAACGCCAAACAGCUCACCGCCGGCUCGGGUACCGACGCAUCUUCGUCGCCAUUUGUAGUCGCCAUCUCAAACGCUGGUAUCCCGGUCCUGGAUAGUAUCGUCAACGCCGCGAUUCUCACGUCCGCUUGGUCCGCCGGCAAUUCUUUCCUGUACAUGUCGUCCCGCUCCUUAUACUCCCUCGCAGUGUCCGGCAACGCCCCGAGUAUCUUCAAAUCCUGCAAUCGCUGGGGGGUCCCGUACCUCGCCGUCGCCAUCUCCUCCCUCUUCUCCCUCCUCGCGUACAUGGCCGUCGGCAGCGGCAGUUACACCGUCUUCAACUGGCUGAUCAACUUUACCAACACCUCGGGCUUCAUCUCGUGGAUCUGCUGCAGCAUCGUGUACUUUCGCUUCAACAAAGCCGUCACCGUGCAGGGCGUCGAAAAGCCGUAUUCGUCUCGGAUGCAGCCCUGGGGAAUGUACAUCGGUCUCGGAGGAUCGGUGUUCCUGGCGCUGAUCAACGGAUUUACCUGCUUCUUCCCGUCGGAAUGGUCCGCCAGCACCUUCUUCACCGCAUAUAUCGGCAUCCCGGCAUUCGUGGUCUUGUACUUCGGACAUCGCAUCGUGUUCUGGCGUGAUCCGUGGGCGUGGAGGAGCGAGGAGGUGGAUUUGCAUACGGGGUUGCGGGAGAUUAUGGAGGCGGAGAAACCCGAGCGGGUACGCGAUACGUGGUGGAAGAAACUGGCGUUGGUGGUGGAGUAG
Messenger RNA from Aspergillus ibericus CBS 121593, 1641 nucleotides. Its product is annotated as proline permease PrnB. The coding region runs from base 1 to 1641 and encodes 546 amino acids. Gene Ontology annotation, cellular component: membrane. NCBI's taxonomy places the organism in Eukaryota, Fungi, Ascomycota, Eurotiomycetes, Eurotiales, Aspergillaceae. The record is from RefSeq and is a predicted model, not a curated record. Gene Ontology annotation, molecular function: amino acid transmembrane transporter activity. The transcript has a single exon. Gene Ontology annotation, biological process: amino acid transmembrane transport.